Botrytis fragariae is the source of this 2034-nucleotide messenger RNA. RefSeq lists its product as uncharacterized. The record is from RefSeq and is a predicted model, not a curated record. The coding region runs from base 1 to 2034 and encodes 677 amino acids. The transcript has a single exon. NCBI's taxonomy places the organism in Eukaryota, Fungi, Ascomycota, Leotiomycetes, Helotiales, Sclerotiniaceae.
AUGGCGAAUCCGGAAACCCCACGACAAAAUCCCCGGAUUCCUUUCGAGCAGAAGGAUAUUUCCGAACCAUCGUUUCCAACAUCACCGACACCAAGACCAAGGCCAUUAAACACAAACCCCAGUUUCACACUCCAUAAUCCACCUCCCCAACCCUCUUCCUCAUCCUCCUCCACCCAAUCCUUACCAUCUUCACGCUCUUACUCUAGCGCUCCCAACAGCCCCACCCCUCCCUCGAAUCUCACCUCCAAAAUGCGCAAUCUAUGGAAUACCUCUCAUAGCAAAUCCUUCCUCUCGAAUCUGAACAUGGGUCUUGCGACGAACUUCCCCCUGAAGAAUUUAAACCUUCAUUCGAAGAAAAGUGUAUCUGUUGCGCGUGCGGAUGAAGGAGUUGGGAAUGGGACUGGGUCUGGGAGAGAUGAGUAUCGUGAUCAUAUCAUUCAUGCCGAUCAUACAAACUACUUCAAUCACUCAAAUCAGACGAAUGAUAUUUCAGCCGCAACUCCCAUCCCCAAAUUGUCUAGUCCCAAUGGUAAACCAGCAAAACCCUUGGCCUAUCGUGCUGUAGGAGAUAUAGAUACAAAUCCACUUUUUGGACCAUCGACACAACAUGCGGAAUAUCUUAUUUCGAGAGUAGAGGGGCAGUUUAUGGGCCCAGAUACGCCGCCGAUGGGAUCGCCUUUUGGAGAGGUAUUGGGUGGGGGUUUGUUGUUUGGGCUUGGGAGCGGGAGUGGGAGAUAUGGUGAUGAGCGGAUCAAGGGAGCUUAUGAGAAUGAGAAUGAGGGGGUUGAAGAUUUGAGAGGUACAGGGGAUAGAAAUCAGGGAGGUGUCAAGAGCAGAAGUGGAAGAGGAAGAGAGAAAAUGAUCCCAAAGAAGCAGAAUCAGAAGACCUGGAAAUCUAUACAUCAAUCUUGUAAGGAGAUGCUGGAUAGUAUGCAUCUUUCGAAAUGCGAUAGCGAGGUCACUAAAGCUACGGGACAGGAGAAUGGCAAUAGGCUUGUGGGAGCAGAGGAUUACAUGGGUAUAGUUAAUGAUGAAGAUGACGACGAGGGGGAUGAGACCGAAAACGAUAAUACGGAGAAGUACGAUAGAUUUGACGUAUUUACUGACGCGCACUCAGGUCCCAGCUGUGGUAAAUAUUGGGAAAAAGAUCAACAUCAUCAUAGAUUGAUUCAUACUGAGUCUCAGGACUCGAUGGUGGAGAUUUAUACUUCUUCGCCUAUUUCUACUUCUCCGUCUUCCUUUUCUUCUUCUUUUUCUCGUUUCGCGUCGAGGAGAAAACAGGGCCAGCAGAAGACGCAAGUGCAAAUGCAAAAUUUACUCGGCAAGCCGCAACCACAGGAAAAAUCCUCAACUGAGAUUGCUCCCGUGUUCUCAUCGAAUUCCUCUCUAGAGAAGAGAAGCGCAAUUGCAGCAAAUUCCAACCCAGACAACCGUCACGAUUCUUCCGACAAAGAUACAAACCUCGAAAGCCAAAACCAAGCGAAUCGAGAAACAGAUAUCGAAGAUACCCUCGAUGAAUUUAUUCUCACGCCCAGAAAACCCCUCCAAGAAAGUGAUUUCGCCUACAUGCACAUGCGACCCAAGCCCAGAACAAAUCCCGAUGCUACCACUGGAAAUCCACUCAGCACAAUGUCCGAAAAUGGAAAUGCAAAUGGGAAUAUAUAUCGAUAUCGCUAUCCCAACGACAGAGAAGAUGAUGAUAACGAAGACGCGAGAUCCUCGCUCGAUAUGGAAGAUUCUCUCUACGAUGAUGACGAGAAACCCACACCUAAAUUCAAAUUGCGAAUGCCGCGUGCGGAGGCGGAGUAUCCGGAUUUUGCGACUAUGAUGGAUAGGGAUAGAGAUACGAAUACGGAUACAUAUCCAUCUACUCCUACUCUACAAACACAAAUACAAACAGCAUACUCCUGGUCUCAGAAAUACGAGUUUGAUGCAGAUGCGGCACUGGAGGCUUCACUCCCUUCGUUGACUCGUCUUCAGUAUGAGUAUCAACUUCAAUGUUUGUCUGGAUCGCAAGGCUCGAUUUUAUCUUAA